UUCAAUCGAGUCGGCUAUCUCUAGGCUAUCGUAUUUAAAUCUCAGUGCGGGCUCAAAAAAUUUUAAUCGAACUAACCGAAUAAACUAAAGAUUGGUGCAUUUCACAAAACAUUUUAAAUAAGUUACAAUGGCGGAUCCGGCCAGCAAUGAAACUGGAAGUAAUGGUGCUGCAGGGCCGCCGCCUCCGCCACCAAUGGUUACAAGUGUACCUGCAAAGAGACUACCUUCAGAGAUUCCAGAAAGAUCUAAUGAACCGCCUCUAUGUGUACAAAAUGCAAUGCUGACAAAAGACAAGAAGCCUUUCACCUACACUCCGGGUGGUAUCGAUUUGUCGCAAAUUCGAUCGCCUCGAAUGGCACGACGGAUAGUGCGAAACGCUCAAAGCGAAGGAGUGACCGAAACUCCAAAACCGUCGCCGUUGGCCGCCCAUAGCAGCGAGCCCUUGCCGCCAUCGGCACUGGCGGCAAUGCAGCCUCAAAUGCCAAUUCAAGUUUUUCCAUCCAAUCCUCCUGCACCAAGACCAAAAGCUCCAUCAAAAGCUCCACCACCUCCACCAAUUUUGAUGAGACCGUCACGUCUUCAAAAACAGCAGUCACCAGGACCGCAAGAUUCGUCUGAAAAUCCAGCGAUAAGUACUUCGCAAUCACCGCUUACACCGAAACCUCAAGUUGCUUCUAAACCUGCAAUGGUGGUUAGACCUCCACCUAUACUUCCGCCGGCUCGUAGUGCUCAGCGGACUUCAGAACAGACUCCGCGUUGGAGUCCUCCAAUUGAUCAGAAUGUAGGUUCUCUGGUAAUACCAGCCGUGCAGCAAAUGCCCAAAUUACAAUCUCCUCCUAUUCCGUGGAUGCAUCAAGGAUCAAGAAGUGCGCAACAAGAUGUUGCUCCUCCAUGGGUCAAUCGUGAGGAAAAUGACGAUGCUAAUGUGCGGCCAAGCUCCACGCAUAUUGUACCGAUGCAGGUUGAAGGAAGAGAUAAUUCACAACCGACGACUCCACAAACACCUGGAGCUAACAAACCAGGAGUUCGAGUGGUUCCAAUUAAAAUUGAAAGAUCUGAUAGAAAUACUCCACCGAAACAAAGAACACCUGAGUACGAAUAUUUAUAA
This is a messenger RNA of Ctenocephalides felis (cat flea), 1108 nucleotides long. RefSeq names its product proline-rich receptor-like protein kinase PERK9. Bases 128 to 1108 code for a protein of 326 amino acids. The record is from RefSeq and is a predicted model, not a curated record. The transcript is spliced from 5 exons. Lineage: Eukaryota; Metazoa; Arthropoda; Insecta; Siphonaptera; Pulicidae.